This is a messenger RNA of Phytophthora nicotianae INRA-310, 162 nucleotides long. RefSeq lists its product as hypothetical. Lineage: Eukaryota; Oomycota; Peronosporomycetes; Peronosporales; Peronosporaceae. The coding region runs from base 1 to 162 and encodes 53 amino acids. Gene Ontology annotation, molecular function: nucleic acid binding. The record is from RefSeq and is a predicted model, not a curated record. The transcript has a single exon.
AUGGAGAACGUGAUACACAUCGACGAGAAGUGGUUUAAUCAAGACAAGAACACACGCACGUACAUGCUUCUUGAAAGUGAGCUGCCACCACAGAGAGACCGCAAGAGCAAGAACUUCAUCCCGAAGACCAUGUUUCUCGCUGCAGUAGCACGACCGAGGUAA